AUGGGGGAUAGUCAACCUCCGUUAAAAGAUGCCUGCCUUAGAUUAUACAGCAUGAGAUUUUGUCCUUAUGCUCAAAGAGUGCAUUUAGUUUUGGAUUCUAAAAAUAUCAAGUAUGAAGUAGUCAACAUUAAUUUAUCUGACAAACCGGAUUGGUUUUAUGACAAAUCACCGGAAGGAAAAGUUCCAGCUCUUGAAUUUCCCAAUGGAGAAACAUUGUACGAAAGUCUCAUCAUUGCCGAUUACUUGGAUGAAAAAUAUCCAGAACGUCCAUUGUAUCCGAAAGAUCCAUUGGCAAAAGCAAAGGAUAAACUUUUGAUGGAAAAAUUUAACAGAGUUAUAAGAGGGAUAUAUAAAAUGUUGCUUCACGAAGGUUUCAGUCCGGAAAUAAUGGAUGACGUCAAAGCAGGUUUAGAUUUAUUCGAAAAGGAAAUGUGCAUUCGAAAAACUAAAUUUUUAGGAGGCGAGUAUCGAAAGACAAAAAAAAAAAUCUUAUUCGGUUCCAAACCCGGCAUGUUAGAUUUCAUGAUAUGGCCGUGGUGCGAAAGAGCGGAUAUACUUAAAAUCGUCGGCGGAGAUUUGUACAAACUUCCAAAGGACAGAUUUCCAAAAAUUCUCGAAUGGAGAGUCAACAUGAUUGCCGAUGAAGGAGUCAGAGUGAGUUAUUUGGAUCCGGAAAUCCAUGCUAAAUAUUUCAUGAGUAGACAAGCAGGAACUCCCGACUAUGAUCUUCUUCACAAAAUGAAACAUUAA
Molecule: messenger RNA, 750 nt
Organism: Pediculus humanus corporis (human body louse)
Lineage: Eukaryota; Metazoa; Arthropoda; Insecta; Psocodea; Pediculidae
Exons: 4
Coding region: 1-750 (249 amino acids)
Biological process (GO): glutathione metabolic process
Cellular component (GO): cytoplasm
Molecular function (GO): glutathione dehydrogenase (ascorbate) activity; glutathione transferase activity
Source: RefSeq, a predicted model, not a curated record